Messenger RNA from Seminavis robusta, 1008 nucleotides. Lineage: Eukaryota; Bacillariophyta; Bacillariophyceae; Naviculales; Naviculaceae. The record is from the annotation of a GenBank genome assembly.
AUGGCGCCCAUCUGUCACCUUCCAGUGCUGCUUCUAUGGAGCCUUUCCAUUGCCAUUGCAGUAGCAACAAGGACACCGUUGCAUGCUAACGGAGAGAGAGAUUUGUUGACUACUCUAGAAGAAACAGACCAGAACAGACAUGAGUUUCUCCGCAGGCUAGAAGAAGGUGACAGGCACCGAGUUCGUGGCUCUUUUGGAGCUCGCUGUGAUGAUGACGAGCAGAAUCCCUGCUUUCCAAACCUGGAUUGCACCAAUCUGGGAAUUCCUCUGGGCAAACGCUGUGCACCAGUGAGCUGUGUUGCAAAGGAAAUGGAGCUCUUUCAACAGAAUUAUGAUAUGGAAGCAUAUCAUGCCACCAUCUUUGCAGAAGCAGGGAUCAACGAAACAGAGAUCCUGGAGGAAUCAAAAUUGGGUUUGCAAGAAGAAGAAAGGUCUUCAAUACUGUCCAUUCGGGAAAGGUUUCAAACAUUUGUUGCUGCUGCCAACCAGACUGCCUUGAUGCAAUCUAUGCAAAGCCAUCCAGAGCCAAUGCUGGCCAUGCAAGGAAUCAUACAAAAGUGCACCACCACACCGAUGAGUAGGCAAAACACAACAGCCAAGCAGGGUGAUGCUAUUUCAUACUUUGGCGUUCAUUUUGAAGCUGGCGUGGCCUUGGAUGCUUCCUACACUCAAAUGGCUGAGUCUGAUUUUAGUGGCCCUGAUGAGAAACAGUCUGAUGAGAAACAGGAUCCUGGCCAAUGGGGACGCAUCUGUCUUGGUGGGCUUCAUUUAGGUGCAAAUUUUGCAAUCAUUUGGGGAGGUCUCUAUACCUCUGAUGCAGCUGCUGUUCCCUGUGUUUAUUGGAUGGCAGAGAUUGAUAUCCCUGUUUUAUGGGCCCCUUUCUCUUUCUCAAUAGGCAUUGGGGCCAAUGGUGUGAGUUUCCUUGAAAUUGGACCCUUUUAUGGUUUGCUCGGGGUUGGCCUCAGUAUCGGCCUUGGAGGCUCCAUGUGUGGCAUCUUUCCUGUCUGA